UACACCAUAGUCUGGAUGGCUAACAGAGACGAACCCGUGAACGGAAAGCACUCACAACUUUCCUUAACGAAAUCAGGCAAUGUUGUUCUUACUGAUGCUGACCAGCGCACUGUUUGGGCCACUGCAACACAAUCAAAUGCCUCUGUUGAAUUGAAACUCUUGAACAACGGCAACCUAGUUCUUGCAGCUUCACAGGACACAAGUACUAUUUGGCAAAGUUUUGACACACCAACUAACACACUCCUUCCUGGACAAGCACUGACCAAAAAUUCAAAGCUUGUAUCUCUAAGAAGCUCAACCAAUUACUCAUCAGGCUUUUACAAGCUACAAUUCGCUGAUAAUAAUGUUCUCCAGCUUCUUUAUGAAGGCUUAGAGAUGUCAGGUGUUUACUGGCCACCCUCGUGGCAAACAAGCGUGGCAGCUGGACGAUCCACCUACAACAAUAGCAAAAUUGCAGUGCUAGACCGUUUAGGCCAAUUCAAAUCGACUGAUAAGUUCAACUUUAAAACUGCUGAUCAUGGUGAAGGAGGCAUUCAAAGAAGAUUAACAUUGGAUAUUGAUGGGAAUAUCCGAGUGUACAGCCUGAAUAAGCAGAGGAAUAAUUGGGAAGUUUCUUGGCAACUUAAUUGGCAACCCUGCUUAAUUCAUGGAAUUUGUGGGUUGAACAGUUUAUGCACUUAUAGUCAUGAUUCUGGUAGGAAAUGCACUUGCCUACAACAUCAUAAGAUGAAAAAUGUGACUGAUUGGUCUUAUGGGUGCGAACCAGAUUUUAAGCUCUCUUGCCCUGAUAGCAAUAGGGUGGAUUUCGUUCAUCUUCGUCACGUUGAAUUCUUCGGGUAUGACAUUACGUAUUAUAAAAAUCACACCUUGGAGCAAUGCAAACAGAAGUGCUCAGAUAACUGCAGCUGCAAAGGAUUUCAAUUCAACUUUGAAUCGGGGGAUGGCGUUUAUAGCUGCUAUCUUAAGACACUUCUCUUCAAUGGGUACCGCUCACCAUCCUGGGAAGAUUCAGUUUACAUUAAACUGCCCAAGAAUGUUCGUAGUUCGUAUGAGGAAGGACCUACAGGCAAAUUGCAGUGUGAAAGAACACAUGAAGUGUUGGUGGAAAGAAUUUACAAACGAAAAGAGCAACAUGGAUGGUUAAAGUCAUUUAUUGGGUUUACUGUUGCACUUGGAGUGUUCGAGAUCAUAUGCCUUGUCUCUUAUUUGAUAACUAUUCUCAAACGCUCUAAGGCAACAUUUGGUCAGGUUUAUAUUCCGGUUUUCAAUAGGUUCAAGAGAUUCACCUAUGCCGAGCUGAAAAAAGCAACGUCUAAUUUCAGAGAUGAAAUUGGACAAGGAAGUGGCGGUGUCGUGUACAAAGGCAAAUUAUCGGACAACAGAAUAGCAGCCAUCAAGUGUCUCAAAUUAGAAGCCAAUCAAGGAGAAGCUGAAUUUCUUGCAGAGGUGAGCACAAUUGGCAAGCUUAACCACAUGAACUUGAUAGAUCUAUGGGGUUAUUGUGCCGAGGGAAAACACAGGCUCCUAGUGUACGAGUACAUGGAACAUGGUUCUUUAGCAGAUAAUUUACAUGCCAACAAUAUUCUUGAUUGGGAAAAGAGGUUUGAGAUAGCUUUGGGAACGGCAAAAGGUCUUGCUUACUUACAUGAAGAGUGUCUAGAAUGGGUUUUGCAUUGUGAUAUAAAGCCUCAGAAUAUUCUUUUGGACUCAAAUUACGAGCCAAAGGUAGCUGAUUUUGGUCUCUCAAAGCUAUUACACCGAGGUGGAGUGGACAAUCUAAGCUUUUCGAAAAUAAGGGGGACAAGGGGUUACAUGGCUCCUGAAUGGAUUUUUCGCCAUCCCAUCACCUCCAAAGUUGAUGUCUACAGCUAUGGAAUAGUACUGCUAGAAUUGAUCACCGGUAAGAGCCCAAACCGAGCUCAACGUAAUAACAUGGAUAAUGAUGAGAUGCAAGAUACAAUGCUUGUUACUUGGGUUCGAGAGAAGAUGCAUGGAGUUGAGCAAACAGCUUCACAAAUUCAACAAGUCGUGGACCCUACUUUAGAUGGUGUUAACUACUUGGGAAAAAUGGAAGUUCUGAUAAAAGUAGCUUUGCAGUGUUCAGAAGAAGACAAAGAUGCAAGACCCAGCAUGAGCCAAGUGGUGGAUAUGCUACAAGCAUAAAGAACAUUAUUUAUGUGGAAGUAGCUGUUAUAGCCUCUGGCUUGCUUUUUAUCCAACUCACCUAGACCCUAGGGGAGUAUGGGUGAG
Messenger RNA from Lycium ferocissimum, 2250 nucleotides. RefSeq names its product putative receptor protein kinase ZmPK1. Gene Ontology annotation, biological process: protein phosphorylation; recognition of pollen. Lineage: Eukaryota; Viridiplantae; Streptophyta; Magnoliopsida; Solanales; Solanaceae. Gene Ontology annotation, molecular function: ATP binding; protein serine/threonine kinase activity. The transcript has a single exon. The record is from RefSeq and is a predicted model, not a curated record. The coding region runs from base 16 to 2163 and encodes 715 amino acids.